This is a messenger RNA of Medicago truncatula (barrel medic), 2010 nucleotides long. Its product is annotated as ammonium transporter 1 member 2. The coding region runs from base 68 to 1627 and encodes 519 amino acids. Gene Ontology annotation, molecular function: ammonium channel activity. Lineage: Eukaryota; Viridiplantae; Streptophyta; Magnoliopsida; Fabales; Fabaceae. Gene Ontology annotation, biological process: ammonium homeostasis; ammonium transmembrane transport. The transcript has a single exon. Gene Ontology annotation, cellular component: plasma membrane. The record is from RefSeq and is a predicted model, not a curated record.
UAUUCACUUUAAAUAUUACAUUAUACUCAUCACUUGUGUCCAUUUCUACACUCACUGUACAACAGAUAUGGCUUCUCUAUCUUGCUCAGCCACAGACUUCGCUCCACUCCUCACCACCGCUGCAAACGCUACCGCUGUAGCUGACUACCUAUGCACCCAAUUCAACACCAUCUCAAAUAAACUCAGCGACACCACUUAUGCAAUAGACAACACCUACCUUCUCUUCUCAGCUUAUUUAGUCUUUGCCAUGCAGCUUGGUUUCGCUAUGCUCUGCGCUGGCUCCGUUCGAGCCAAAAACACUAUGAACAUCAUGCUCACCAAUGUCCUUGACGCUGCAGCCGGUGGCCUCUCCUACUAUCUCUUCGGCUUUGCUUUCGCCUUUGGAGCACCCUCCAACGGCUUCAUUGGCCGCCACUUUUUCGGUCUAAGGGAUUAUCCUUCACCUUCCGGUGACUACAGCUUCUUCCUCUACCAGUGGGCCUUCGCCAUCGCUGCUGCCGGUAUCACCAGCGGCUCCAUUGCAGAGAGAACUCAAUUUGUCGCCUAUCUCAUAUAUUCUUCUUUCUUAACCGGUUUUGUUUAUCCCAUCGUUUCGCAUUGGGUUUGGUCCGCUGAUGGUUGGGCCAGCCCAACACGAACCGACGGUGAUGUUUUAUUUGGGUCUGGUGUAAUCGACUUUGCCGGUUCAGGUGUGGUUCACAUGGUGGGUGGUAUAGCAGGGUUAUGGGGAGCAUUUAUAGAAGGUCCUAGAAUAGGGAGGUUCGACCGGACGGGCCGGUCUGUUGCAUUAAAAGGACAUAGCGCGUCGUUGGUGGUGUUGGGUUCUUUUUUAUUAUGGUUCGGUUGGUACGGGUUCAACCCCGGUUCAUUUUUAACAAUUGUAAAAAGCUAUGGAAAUAUGAGUAACAAAAGGAAUUAUUAUGGUCAAUGGAGUGCUAUUGGAAGAACAGGUGUCACAACGACAUUGGCUGGAUGCACUGCAGCUUUAACAACUUUGUUUAGUAAACGGUUAUUAGUUGGACACUGGAAUGUGACUGACGUGUGUAACGGUUUACUUGGCGGUUUUGCUGCUAUAACUGCGGGUUGUUCUGUUGUGGAACCAUGGGCCGCGAUUGUGUGUGGGUUUGUUGCUGCGUGGGUUUUGAUUGGGCUUAAUAAAUUGGCGAUUAAGGUGAAGUAUGAUGAUCCAUUAGAGGCUGCGCAAUUACACGGAGGGUGUGGCGCAUGGGGGGUGUUGUUUACGGGAUUGUUUGCAAAGGGGGAGUAUGUUGAUGAGAUUUAUGGAGUUGGGAGGCCGUAUGGAUUGUUGAUGGGUGGUGGUGGGAGGUUGUUUGCAGCGCAGGUGGUUGAGGUGUUGGUUAUUUGUGGGUGGGUUACGGUCACAAUGGUGCCGUUAUUUUAUGGGCUGAAUAAGAUGAAAUUGUUAAGGAUAUCGAGGGAUGAUGAGACUGCGGGGAUGGACUUGACUAGACAUGGUGGGUUUGCUUAUGCGUAUCAUGAUGAGGAAGAUGACGAAUCUAUUAGGAAAUUAGGGUUUAUGAUGGGUAGGAUUGAGCCUGCCACGAGUGUGUCUCCCUCUGCCAUCGGACACGAUACACCGGUGGCAACAAGUGCACCUCCAGUGUGAUAUCAUCACUAUUCACUCCUAUGAUCAUAAUUAAUUGAAGACUUUUAUCGAGACACUUUUAAAAUUUCAACAUCUUAUUUUAUCUAUAUCUCUCUUCUUAUCACACCAUUAACUUAUCACAUCUAUUCACACACUCUCCCUCUCUCAAUGUUUAGAUUGAUUUUAGGUGCCACAAAUGAUUUUGGGUUGUUCAUGUAAUCAACUAGUAUAUAGCUUGAUAAUUUGUAUAUAUUCGUAGACAUGGUCCAUUUAUAAUUGAGCAUGAAGGAAUCAUGGAAGAAACAAGCGUGGUGACCGCUCAGUUCUUGGUCAUAGGAACUAGAAUGUAGUGCCUUUCUUAUGUUAAACAUGAGGAAUGAUAUUUUGACAACCAUUUUUAACAA